AUGCAUGGCUCUGGGGCCUGUGGCCCCUUCGUCUACCUGGACCCUGGCUUCUCCAUGGUGGCUGUGGGGGUGCUGCUGGCCACCACUCUGCCCCAGGUGUGCUGCUACGGUUGGCUGCUGCUCCAGGCCGUCCCGCCCCAGGUGUGUGUGUCUGAUCUGGGCCGGCGGAUCGCCAGUGUGCCAGGGGUGCAGGCGGUGCACGACCUCCACGUGUGGCAGCUGACAGAGAGCUGCCUGGUGGCGUCUGUACAUGUCCACUGCCACGCUGGGUUCCAGAUACACAGGUGUGGUGAUCUGUUGUCGGGGGUCACCAAGGUGCUGCAAAGUGUAGGUGUGAGCUGCUGCACCGUACAACCAGAGUUCCUCCUCUCUACUCCCACAGCCAACGGCAACCUGGAUAACAACAGCACCAACCCCGCCAUCAUCCAUAGGGAGAUGCCCUCAGACCUCGCCUGCAGCCUGGCCUGUGGGAAGGGCUGUGCUGGGAAGAUUUGCUGUGCUCCUCUGGAAGAAGGGUCUACAGAGCCACUGGCACCCCCUGCUGGGGAAACUGAGGAGGAGCCUCACGUGCUGAUCAUCGAGAACACCUUUCUUUGA
Molecule: messenger RNA, 597 nt
Organism: Oncorhynchus kisutch (coho salmon)
Lineage: Eukaryota; Metazoa; Chordata; Actinopteri; Salmoniformes; Salmonidae
Product: zinc transporter 1-like
Exons: 2
Coding region: 1-597 (198 amino acids)
Biological process (GO): intracellular zinc ion homeostasis; zinc ion transmembrane transport; detoxification of zinc ion
Cellular component (GO): endoplasmic reticulum; membrane; Golgi apparatus
Molecular function (GO): zinc ion transmembrane transporter activity; calcium channel inhibitor activity
Source: RefSeq, a predicted model, not a curated record